AUGGCAACAGGGGAGUUGGACUGGUUGAACCGCCCAUCAAUCAACCCGAAUUUACACGGUUCCCUCCAUCCACUCAUUACGACUCUACCAAUGGCCAGCAUUGUCAACAUCAACUCAGCGAACUUGCUUCGCUUGGGAGCUUUGGGCGUUGGCGUUUUCUACGGAUUCACGCACAAGGCGUCCUUGACCCGCUUCGUGCAGCAGCGCAAGGAGGAGGCUUCCCGAAAGCACCACGAGGAAUUGAUUGAGGAGGCUAAGAUUGCGUACGAAGCUCAGGUCAACAAGGAACAGGCUGUAUUGGCCAAGAAGGCUGGAAUUCCCACAAUCGACUCUGACUCCUACCGCUUCGAUGCCGAGAGGUACUUGAACUUUGCCAUCUCUCAAGUAGAAAAGGACACCCCUGCCCCCAAGAAAUAAGGAGAGAGCAUCUUAAUAAACAAAGGGAAUAUCCAACGGAGACUAGUAGAGAUGGGAAAUAUGUAUAGGACGAUUGGAUUCUCGGCAUAACAGUCUUCACACAUGAACAGUUCUGGGAAGCUCUAGUAUUCCUGUACCAUUAUGUUACUUUUUAUUGGAAGAGAUGGCUCGGAAGUAACGAUGAUAGCCUCAUCUAUUUCACAAGUAACGAUAUACGCCUUUUGUUGAGA
Spizellomyces punctatus DAOM BR117 is the source of this 647-nucleotide messenger RNA. RefSeq lists its product as uncharacterized. Gene Ontology annotation, molecular function: proton transmembrane transporter activity. The record is from RefSeq and is a predicted model, not a curated record. Bases 1 to 417 code for a protein of 138 amino acids. Lineage: Eukaryota; Fungi; Chytridiomycota; Chytridiomycetes; Spizellomycetales; Spizellomycetaceae. Gene Ontology annotation, biological process: proton motive force-driven ATP synthesis. The transcript has 3 exons.